CUGUACAGCUGGAGUUAUUCUGUUAGAAACAUUCGUGCUUUUCUGUGAGUGACACGGUUGUAGCCUAGAGCUCGGUGACUAGCAACACUGGAUUCCUGUGCUCAGCCAGCGAAGCUGCAGUUCAACUGCAAUGGAGCCUGUCAUCAGGAUUACAUGCUUUGUGUUUUGCUUUACACUCCUAAUACCAACAAAUCCCCUUUACAUCUCUAAAGACAAAGAUUCACUUAUGCAGAAGCUAGAAGAAUACAACAUUGUAACACCAAUCAGUACGGAUUUAAAGGGGAAUUUUUUGUCUCAUGAAGUGUCAAGAGGGCACAGGGCUCGAUUUCCAAGGAAUGCUGAAGAUGCCAAUUAUGAAUCCAGUGAUAAGAUCUAUUAUAAUGUUACUAUUUUUGGCAAAGAGUUUCAUCUAAGGUUAAAGCUGAAUGCUAAACUAAUUGCACCUGGAGCUACAAUAGAGUGGGAGGAAGAUUCCAUUGUGUUUCCAAUAGAACAUCAUCAUAAAAACUGCCUGUAUGUUGGAGAUAUAACAGAUCUGGCCAAUGCCUCUGUUGCCAUUAGCAACUGUGAUGGACUGGCUGGUAUGAUUCGUACAGACAAGGAGGAAUUUUUCAUAGAGCCACUAGAAAAAGACAACAAAGAAGAGAGUGGAAGAUCGCAUAUUGUGUAUCGCCGAUCAGCUGUUAUAAAAUCCUUUCCAAGUCAGAAUGCUGACACACACCAUAAUGCCGACGUGAGCGUGAAGGAGCGGUACGUCACUGCCGUCGUGACAGAGACGGAUCAAGGUGACGGCGCUGGAGUGGGAGGAGCCAGAUCGCCUCGAGCGGAGACAACCAAGAACCCUUACCUGUUUGAAGAAUAA
Messenger RNA from Nanorana parkeri, 862 nucleotides. RefSeq names its product A disintegrin and metalloproteinase with thrombospondin motifs 3-like. NCBI's taxonomy places the organism in Eukaryota, Metazoa, Chordata, Amphibia, Anura, Dicroglossidae. The transcript is spliced from 5 exons. Bases 131 to 862 code for a protein of 243 amino acids. The record is from RefSeq and is a predicted model, not a curated record.